Scophthalmus maximus (turbot) is the source of this 3266-nucleotide messenger RNA. RefSeq names its product F-box only protein 30. Bases 450 to 2636 code for a protein of 728 amino acids. The record is from RefSeq and is a predicted model, not a curated record. Gene Ontology annotation, molecular function: protein binding; zinc ion binding; ubiquitin protein ligase activity. NCBI's taxonomy places the organism in Eukaryota, Metazoa, Chordata, Actinopteri, Pleuronectiformes, Scophthalmidae. The transcript has 3 exons.
GUGAGGAGCGAUGUAGCUAGCGCUCGUUAGCGGUUGCUCCACAGAGGCGACUACGGUUGACACAGCUUAUCGCAUUCAUGCGGAACAACCGAACACAUCCGAUCGUUCGAGUACCUGCCGACGCGUCCACGAGGUGAGACACCGCUCGCUCGCGGAGCCGAGUUAGCUUGUUCGUGAGCAACUUCGGCUAACUGGCUAGCUGUUGUUAGCCGGCAUUAGCCGCUAGCUAGUUUGUUGCAUUGUCGCAAGAGGCAAGUUGGUUUGACGGAGAAACGGGCGGCUGACAGGAACCUGGCGGGCGGUUGUGGGUUUGAACACGAGCUGCUGCGCACUGUGGCGGAGCUCACCCCCUCGUCGUCGGCGGCUGUUUCCGCCACAGCGCUGCUUGUUUCGAGAGUGGAUUUUCUCACAGUAACACUCCGGAGCUUUCCACCCUCUCUACUCUGAAGAUGGAGGAGGAUCAUAUCCACUGUAUUUCCUGUGUUAACCAGAGAUGCACGGUUAGAUCUGAACCUGGCAUUGCUUGUGAUCUUAUCUCCUGUCCUCAAGUGUGUGGGGCUGUAUUUCACUCCUGCAAAUCUGAUGAACACCAUCUUCUGUGCCCACUGCUGAGGGUCCCGUGCCUAAACAGUGGCUAUGGCUGCCCUGCCAUGCUGGUUCGCAACCAAAUGUAUGGACACCUCGAGGUGUGUCCAGCUGGAGUGGUGUGCUGCACUAUGGAGUGGAACAGGUGGCCUGUUAGCUGCCUGGACUAUACUUCUUAUGAGAGCCUGAGCCGUGGGGUCGAGGAGGUGGAGCAGCUGGACAUGGCACUUGCUCUUCAGGAUCAGCGUACGCUACUCGAGUCCCUCAAGGUUAUUGCCAUGGCACCUACUGCAGAGGGACAGCCACUUGUCCCGGCUAGUAAGGAGAACAGGGUAACGGACUCAGCUUUGCCAACAUCUGCCCCACUUUCAGCAAAGGAGAAGAUUGUCAGUGGAAUAAAUGGCUUGAACGAGGAGCACUUUGGUAAUCUUUAUGAGGCCACAGUUGAGACUGCCAGAAGUUUAGCUGCUGCGUUAGACUUUGUUAGCAUUGCCAGUUCUGCUCACAGCGGCACAGGGCGCGUAGACAGAGGAGCUUCUGUGCAGCAGAGUAGAUCGAGCAGCAACGGAGACCUUCAGAAUGGACUGGAAGACAACACACCUGUAGCUGCCGACGGUUUGAAUAAAAGGGGGAUGGAGGAGAAAAGUGUUUGCUCUAGCUGUUCGAGUGGAAACGUGGCUCCUAAAACAAAUGGACCACAGUCAGGAGCAAUGAUGGCCUGUCUAGAGACAGCCUAUCCUGUUGAGGUGCAAGGUGACAUGAGUGCUGGUGUUUCCAGAGAGCCAGCGAAUCCUCAAAUGAUAUCUCCGGUGCAUGUCAGCCAGGGUGUGGCACAGAGGGCUGGUCAUGUGGUCCUGGAAGACAGGGGGCUAGUUCUAUUAGAAAACUAUAGGUGUGAACGGAGGUUUCACAAUUACCAGUUUUUUAGGGGUCAGAGCCAAUGCUCAUUACCCAAUGGACGGAUCGGUUUCAUGCCAGACAGGUCACCGCAUAGGUUGCGACCCAAAAUGGAAGACAAGUCAGUGGAUACAUCGGAUCUGGAGCAGGAUGACGACCCAAUGGGUCUAGGAGAGAUUGAUUUGAUCACAGCAGCCCUGCUGUUCUGUUUAGAGGAGUCGAGAGAGUGUAGGAGGAUCUCUGAUACGAUCUACGUUGAUGGCUACUGCGUUGACUUUGGCACACAGACUUUCACUUUCCCUGCUGCGAUCCUGGUAACAAACACUAGAGUGGGUGACAUGGCCUCUGCGUCUGCCUGCGAUCAUGCUGCCCCCCAGCUCUCCUACCCAAGCCCUUUCCGCACUCUCCGCCUUGGCCUUGUCCUGGAAGCUCUGGAGGUGGAGGCGGUCCCACAUAACCGCUACCUCCCCUCUAACCCCCGGUACCAGCACAUGUUCCCCUUCGUCUGUGGCCAGUCAUUCCGCCGGGACCAGUUUUCUUCCCAUUUCACAAAUAUCCACGGUGACAUUCACGCUGGCCUCAAUGGUUGGAUGGAGCGCCGCUGUCCCCUGGCGUAUUAUGGUUGCACAUUUUCCCAGCGGAGGUUUUACCCAUCCAACCACGGGGCCAAGGUGGUUCAUGACAGACACCUCAGGUCCUUCGGGGUUCAGCCUUGCCCGGGGGCCAAACUUGCAAAUGAAGCCCAGUCCGACCAAUUCACCGGGCUCCCUAAUGAGAUACUGUGGCACAUAGCUGGGUUCCUGGACAGUUUUAGCCUGUGCCAGCUGUCACUGGUUUCGCGGACUAUGAGGGAGGUGUGUGCCAGCCUCCUCCAGACCAGGGGUAUCGUGGAGCUGCAGUGGGAGCGAAGACGGGGCUCUGGUGCUCACGGCACUGUGUCAUGGCAGACCAAAAAUAGAGUGUGGCGAUUCAGCACUGCCUUCAGCCCAGUGUUGUCCUGGGGUUUCACUGAUCUCCCCAGCAUGUCGGACCAUCUUAAGAAGUGCCGCUUCAAUGUAGUGGAGCACAAGACAGAACCUAUUCCCCUUCCUGCCAUGUGCACUGCGCGAGACGGACACUCACUGCGUCGUGUCCUCCGCCACGUUAACACCUGACCAAAAACCAGGCCGACCCCGAGGCAGCUGCACGAGAGUCACUGUAGUAUUAUGUGGAUGUUGCAAUUAAAGAUUUUUCAGUUUUGAAAAACGAAUGAACUCUUCCUGCAUUACACUAUAGAUAAUGAAGAAGCCUUAAUGAAAUAACACCUUACAUGUCACAAUGAAAGUCUGUUGUGGGUGAUCCCUGACGUAUUAACCUUUUAGCUUUGCAUGAAGUUUUGCUGAAAAUGCACCUUUAUCCUGUAGCCUAAAGUAUAUUUUCCUGAAGACAAUUAUGCACAAUAGUUUUUUUAUAACUCUAUAUGAUAUAAUCAGCAAAUGGAAAGAUAUUUGAAUGUUUUCACUAUCUUGUUGUUCAGUUGUAGCCAUGGGCAAAAGCAGAUACUUGGUUAUUACCUUUUUUUUUCUGUGACAGAAGUUAUGCAAGCACUACACAAGUUUUGCUCAUCCCUCCGGUGUUGAUCUUUCCAGUCUUUCUGAUCCCAGAUUAUUGUGUCGAACCAAUGCGAGUGUGUUGUCCGGGUUUGUAGGUUGUCAGGACCCAGUGAAAACAUAUGGAUAUUAAUGAGGAUGACCCAAUAAUGCUUGUGAUUUGCGACCAAAACUAAUAAAAUCUUUACAGCCUUC